Messenger RNA from Saccostrea echinata, 666 nucleotides. RefSeq names its product acanthoscurrin-1-like. The transcript is spliced from 2 exons. The coding region runs from base 1 to 666 and encodes 221 amino acids. NCBI's taxonomy places the organism in Eukaryota, Metazoa, Mollusca, Bivalvia, Ostreida, Ostreidae. The record is from RefSeq and is a predicted model, not a curated record.
AUGAUCAAGCUGCUGUGUUGUCUGGCUCUGUUCUCUGUAGCCGUGUGUGAUGACUACUAUAAUCCCUCCUACGGUGGAUUAAAUGUCGGCCAAGGAUAUGGAGGAAUCGUCUAUGGUGGCAAAGGACUUGUAGGACAUGGUAAAGGACUGGGAGGAGUCAUCCUUGGAGGAAAAGGAUUAAUGGGCAGUAGCUGGGAUAAUUAUGGAUAUGGAGGAGUGAUGGUUGGAGGAAAAGGAUGGAUGGGCGGUAACUACGGUGGUAAAGGACUCGGAGGAAUCAUCCUUGGAGGCAAAGGAUUAAUGGGCGGUAGAUGGGAUGGUUAUGGAUAUGGAGGAAUGAUGGUUGGAGGAAAAGGUUUGAUUGGCGGUAACUACGGUGGUAAAGGACUCGGAGGAAUCAUCCUUGGAGGCAAAGGAUUAAUGGGUAGUAGCUGGGAUAAUUAUGGAUAUGGAGGAGUGAUGGUUGGAGGAAAAGGAUGGAUGGGCGGUAACUACGGUGGUAAAGGACUCGGAGGAAUCAUCCUUGGAGGCAAAGGAUUAAUGGGUAGUAGCUGGGAUAAUUAUGGAUAUGGAGGAGUGAUGGUUGGAGGAAAAGGAUUGAUGGGCGGUAACUAUGGUGGUAAAGGAGGAAUCUAUUCUGGUGUAGGAUUCAAGGAUUAUUAUUGA